GGGUCCCCGGGGGAGGGGUGUGAAAUCAUUGCACAGCGCGGAUCAUUGCACACAUACAAAACCACCACGGCGGGGAGAGAAAGGGGAGCUGGUCUCUUCUGGCCUGGGGUUUCUGUUGAUGUUGCUAUAAAGGGAGGAGCCCUUUAUAUUUGCAGCUGGUACUUUGCAGACUGUCCCUGCGUGGGUUUGUUGUGGUGCCCCGCCAGAGUGUUUGCAUAGGCUGAUGUAGUUAAUCCAGGUUCCUUGCCAGGGCCGGUUAGCUGGGGAGUGCUGCUGAUCCGGGAGGGAGGAGCAGAGAGAUGAUGUGCCUCCCUUGUGCAGCUGGUAGUUCGCAGACGGUCCCUUAGCAGGUGGGGCUGACUGUCUGCUGCAGUUGAUGGUGAGAAGGACUGAGAUCUCAGCUGCCCUCUUGCAGAGUGGUGAUGAUAAUAGUAAUACUGAUAGAGCUUUUCAGCCAGAGAUUCCAAAGCACUUGCUAAAGGCAGCAGCUCACGCAAACGGUUCAGUGCCUCGUUCCUGCACACUGGCCGCACCAUGAUGGCAGUGACUGACUCCAGCCGCCAGGACUGAGUGGGGAAGGCAGCGAGGGACCUUGGUCAGGUGUUUUGCAGGGUCUGUGUGAAAGCAUAGAUGGACAGCAUGUACUUGGCUGAGCCUGCACCCGGGGGCGCCAGCCCCGUCUCCCUGGAUGUCCUCAGCUUCCUGGACCCACUGGCGAACAGCACAGAGGAGCAGUGCUUCAGCGCCCGCUCCCGGAGCACGGUCCUGCAGGGGCUGCCAUUCGGCGGUGUGCCCACCGUGCUCGCCAUCAACUUCAUCCUCUGGCUGCUCCUCCUCCUGGUCUUCUCCUGCCUUCGGAAAGCAGCUUGGGACUAUGGGCGCCUGGCCCUGCUGAUGGAUAAUGACAGCUUGACGUCGCUGUUCUAUGGGGAGCAGAGUGAGAAGGAGAAAUCACCGUCGGAGACCAGCCCGCCGGAUGUCGAUAACAAAGAUGUGGGAUUCUGCUCCUGGCUCAUUUCCAUCUACCAAAUGAAGGAUGAGGAGCUCCAGAGCAAGUGUGGGAUCGAUGCCACCACCUACCUCUCUUUCCAGCGCCACAUCCUGGUGCUGGUCAUGAUCGUCUGUGUGCUCUCUGUGGCUGUCAUCCUGCCUGUCAACUUCUCUGGGGAUCUCUUGGGAAGCAGUCCAGCUCAUUUUGGCCGGACAACCAUCACCAACGUCCCAACACAAGACCGUCUCCUGUGGCUGCACAGUAUCUUCGCUCUCAUCUAUUUCAUUAUCACCAUCCUCUGUAUGGCUCAUCACUCUGUCCAGCUCGAAUACAAGGAGGAUGAGAAGGUUGCCCGGACACUGAUGGUCACCCGGAUUCCCAAGGAAAUCACAGACUCCUCCCUUGUCAUCAAGCAUUUUCACGAGGCCUAUCCCAGCUGUACUGUCACCAAUGUCCAGUUCUGCUUUGAUGUUCACAAGCUGAUGAAGCUGGAUGGAGAGAGGCGCAAGGCAAUGAAGGGACGACUUUACUUCACCACCAAGGCACAGAAAGAGGGGAAAAUCAUGAUCAAAACUCACCCCUGCGCCCGCAUCUUCUGCUGCCGCAGCUGCACCUUUGAACAGGUGGAUGCUGAGCAGUACUAUGGGGAGCUGGAGGAGAAACUGACCGAUGAGUUCAAUGCUGAGCGCAACCGCAUCUCACUCAAGCGUCUUGACAUGGCCUUCGUCACUUUCCAGGAUGAGAGGAUGACAUCAGUGAUUUUGAAGGAUUACAGCCGCAUCCACUGCCGCAGGCACCCACAGCAAUCCUCCGUGACCACGGUGGUAAAGUCCCACAGCUGGGGCGUUCGCUAUGCCCCAGCCCCAAGUGACAUCAUCUGGGAGAAUUUAUCUGUCCAUGGCACGUCAUGGUGGGUGCGAUUUGUCCUCCUCAAUUUCUGCCUCUUCAUCCUCCUCUUCUUCCUCACCACACCUGCCAUCAUCGUCAACACCAUAGACAUGUUCAACGUGACGCGGCCGGUAGAGAGCCUCAAGAAUCCCGUCCUCACCCAGUUCUUCCCCACGUUGCUGCUCUGGGCCUUCUCUGUGUUCCUGCCAUUCGUCGUGUACUAUUCUGCCUUCUUUGAGUCACACUGGACCAGGUCGAAUGAAAAUCAGGUCACGAUGCACAAGUGUUACUUCUUUCUGGUGUUCAUGGUGAUCAUCCUGCCCUCGCUGGGGCUGACCAGUUUAGAUCUUUUCUUCCACUGGCUCUUUGACAUUCACUUCUUGGAUGAGGCAAAUAUCAAGUUCCAGUGCGUUUUCCUCCCUGAUAACGGCGCUUUUUUUGUCAACUACGUCAUCACGUCCAGCCUGAUUGGGACAGCCAUGGAGCUGCUGCGCAUCCCCAGCCUCAUCGUCUAUGCAACCCGCCUCUGCUUCGCCAAGUCUGAGCCAGAGCGGCUCCACAUCAAACGGUGCCAAGCCUAUGAGUUCCAGUUCGGGCUGGAGUACGCCUGGACCUGCUGCAUCUUUGCUGUCGUCAUGACCUACAGCAUCACCUGCCCCAUCAUCGUCCCCUUUGGUUUGCUCUACAUGCUGCUGAAACACAUGGUGGAUCGCUACAACAUUUACUAUGUGUACAUCCCCACCAAGCUGAACCAGCGCAUCCACUCAGCGGCCGUCAGCCAGGUGGUGGUGGCACCCAUCCUCUGCAUGUUUUGGCUGCUCUUCUUCUCUGUCCUGCGUCUAGGUCCCAUCCGUCCCAUCACCCUCUUUACCUUCGUGGUUCUUCUAUCCUGCAUCCUCUUCUCUUUCUUUGGCCUGUGUUUGAAGAAGCUGCAGCCAAGGAAGCCCUCCAGCUAUCAGAUGUCCGAGCAGUCAGAAGGGGCCUUCAACGACACAGAAAGAAGCAGCAUCUCCUCAACCCCUAACUCAAAUAUGUUCGUGGCCACGGUCCUGCAGGAGCCCGAGCUGAGCCUGACGCCGGCUGCCUCCCCAGCUCACCAGUCCUACGGCACAAUGGGUAACCGGCUGGAGCCGGUGGAGAACAGCGAGGAGGGUGGCCUUCAGAGCUUUGAGACGGAGCUGGAGACUGUGGAGGGUGAAUUCAGAACCGGGCCCGUGCUGGAGGACCAGGUCCAUUACCACUGAGCAGCCGCCCGCAGCGGCAACACCAGCUGGACAGAAACUCCUACAUCAAGUAUUGAGAACGCGGGGGGACCUCCAUCUUCUAGGCCCCGAGCUUCCUGAGCUGCCAUGGCGACCCUGCCGCCAGCUCUCAGGCCCUGGCGAGGGUCUAGUGCCGCUAACUGGCCCAGAUCCAACACUGCUGAAGAGCAACGGCUUUUCUGGCCUGCGAGAGCCCAAGCCCCAGUGCUGGGGUGGUGGCCUCCUGCUCAUGCACACAGAUAUUACUGGGGUCUAGGCUGCAGUGGUGGAGACAGAACUUAAUAGAGGGGGAGACCCCAGGAGGCCUCUUGCUUCCAUCCUGUGCUCCAGCUCUGAGCAGCUGAAGCUGAUUGCUUAGUGCAUCUCAUGCUCAGUAGCCUGCCUGCCAUCCCCUGGUUUUCCAUUCUCCUGGAGUCAGGGUCAGUCGCCGCAGACCUCAGGCACCCCUCUUUGCUUUCCACACCUUUCCCUCUGGUUCAGCAUCUCUUUGGGAAGGAGGGGAGCAGUAGAGUGGGUGGCCCCCAGACAUUGGGGCGGGGGGGGGGGCACAGACCCAUCGCGCCAGAGCAGACGUAGCUGUGAAUCUUUUUUUAUCAACAUAUUUUGGGAGAUUGUGGGGGUGGGCAUGGGCUUGUUCUCCUGCUGCCAAGGGAAAAUGCCCAGAGAGCGCCGAUGAAUGUGUCCAAUGCAGAAGCAAAGGCCUGCAGUUCCCUGGCUGCCACGGGCACCAGCCAGACUCAAGUGCAAUGCCAAACCCGUAGCUUUGUGGUGCACUCGCUCGCUGUCCCAAGGAGCAGGGCAGGGCAGUUGCCCUUCAGCUGGGCCCCAGUGCCAGGCCUGGGUGGUGUCUGUUCCUCCCCCUAUGUCUGCUUGCGGCUGUGUGUGUGUGACUGCUGAACGCUGUAUUUGUCUUUGGGGCUCCUUCUCUUGGUUCAGCGUCUGAUGUGGGGCCUGUCACCUGGCUCCCCCAGCACAGGGUAAGGGAGAAAGAGAGAGGGUGGGUGCCAGGGGGAGAAUGCUGAGGCCAGGAUGGAAUAACAAGCAGCAAAAGGAGAGUUGUGUGCCCUGAAGCAUUAGCGCUGUACAGCAGCAUGUUCCAGACUGCCGGCUCUUUGGGCAUGACCCCUCGGAGAUGCAUGUAGGCUCCAAGGGCUUAAUUAAAGAGGCAGCUGGGAGUUGUGGGGGGGCUCUAUUCAUGCAGGGGCUUAUGCAUGUGAUUGAACAAGCUCCUUUGGGGAACCCUUCUGGGCAAUCUCUGGGCUGGAAAAACCUCUGCCCCCACCACCUGGACUUGAGAACACAUGGAGCAGCCUCACACUGGAAAUUCCCAAGAUGGCUAAUGAACGCUUGCUUUCACUUCGCUGCUGGAUGGUCACCCUCCCCAGCAUCUGCUGCCUGCUGAAUGACCGGCACUAGUCAAAGAGCUAGGGAAAGGAAAGUCAGUGCCAGCCUAGUGACACUGGUAGUAGAGGACUUUUAUACUGCCCAGUGUCAGAAAUGCAGCCCCCUCGGGCAUAGGCUGCUGCAACUGUUUAACAGGUACCCAGCAACACUGCCCCAGUGCUAAUGCCAGCAUCCUAAGUAUGGUUCUGUCCAAUUGCAGCAGCAACUGCACUUGGUGCUUAUAAUCCAGGGUCAGUGACGGCUUAUGCCCCCUCACCUCCACCCCAGGCUCAUGCUGUCCUCCAGGGAGACAGGCAUCACGCCUUCUGCCAUGCAAGGAGGAGCCACCUGCCCAAGGCUGAGCGGCACAACAUGUGCUCAAAAUGUUUGGCUACAUGUUGGCAUGGCAGGCUGCAAGCAAGGGGAGGGGUGUUUGCUGUAGGACCCCACGCCACUUGGCAGGUUGUUGUCACCUUAAAGAGCCAUCUGUGCAGAGAGUCAUAAGACCAUUUGCAGUUGCAGGACGUUCAGCCAGGGGCUCAGUUUGUGCCUCAGGGAGGUGUCAGCUAGUGCUUACGCUUGAGGGAAUUCUGCAUCAAAAAAAUAAAAUUUGCAGAAUUUUGCAAAAUUUUAUUGUGUGCAGAAUGUUUAUGUCACUAAUAAAUGUGGCAGUGCCAGCAUGGCAGUGGGGAGCACAGGCCACUGGCUGCAUGGAGGUGGGCGCUCACCCUACAACACCUCCCGCCCCCCUCAUCCCCAUGACAUGGACUCAGUGGUGAGGCUGCUCCAGACCCUGACAUAGCACAAGGGCCGGGCCUGCCCCAGAAAUACCCUGGAUCCCUCCUCCCCCACCCCCGGCACACAAGGUGUGGGCUGGCGGGCUCAGCCCAGCAGGAGCCUAGUGUGGAGGGAUCCAGGUGUGGAUUGAGAGGGUUCUGUGUGGGUGCAAUAUGGUUGCAAGUGGCUCAGUGAGGGAUCUAGAUACGGGGGCGGGGCGGGGGGUUUGGGACAGAAUCUGGCUGCACAGGGGCUUGUUUUAGGGUGGAGGGAUUCCAAGUGCAGGGGAAAUGGGACUCUGCAGAGGAAGGGCCAGGUGGUGCAGGUUCAUCAGGGUGGUCUAGAUAUAUGGGGGGGUUAAAGG
Molecule: messenger RNA, 5665 nt
Organism: Gopherus flavomarginatus (Mexican gopher tortoise)
Lineage: Eukaryota; Metazoa; Chordata; Testudines; Testudinidae
Gene: TMEM63C
Product: transmembrane protein 63C
Exons: 25
Coding region: 631-3123 (830 amino acids)
Cellular component (GO): plasma membrane
Molecular function (GO): calcium-activated cation channel activity
Source: RefSeq, a predicted model, not a curated record